Epithele typhae is the source of this 234-nucleotide messenger RNA. Its product is annotated as like-Sm ribonucleoprotein. Lineage: Eukaryota; Fungi; Basidiomycota; Agaricomycetes; Polyporales; Epitheliaceae. The transcript has 3 exons. The coding region runs from base 1 to 234 and encodes 77 amino acids. Gene Ontology annotation, biological process: mRNA splicing, via spliceosome; spliceosomal snRNP assembly. The record is from RefSeq and is a predicted model, not a curated record. Gene Ontology annotation, cellular component: precatalytic spliceosome; P granule; U1 snRNP. Gene Ontology annotation, molecular function: RNA binding.
AUGUCCAAGGCAUCGCAACCCGAGCUCAAGAAGUUCAUGGACAAAAAACUGUUCGUCCACCUUCAGGGCGGCCGCAAAGUCAGCGGGACCUUGCGCGGAUACGAUCUGUUCUUGAACCUGGUGAUCGACGACGCGUUGGAGGAGACAAACCCCGCACAAAAGCACCCCAUUGGGACCGUUGUUAUCCGCGGCAACAGUGUCACUGCAAUGGAGACACUCGAGGCCAUCCGGUGA